This is a messenger RNA of Diaporthe batatas, 495 nucleotides long. RefSeq lists its product as uncharacterized. Bases 1 to 495 code for a protein of 164 amino acids. NCBI's taxonomy places the organism in Eukaryota, Fungi, Ascomycota, Sordariomycetes, Diaporthales, Diaporthaceae. Gene Ontology annotation, biological process: vacuolar protein processing. The record is from RefSeq and is a predicted model, not a curated record. The transcript has a single exon. Gene Ontology annotation, cellular component: intracellular membrane-bounded organelle.
AUGGCUCAAAAGGCGAAGAAGGACCGAGCAAAGUCCAAUGCCGAGUCCCUGAAAAGCCUCCACAUCGGUGCUGCAGCUGUCAAUGGCCUCUUCCUCCUGUGGACCUUCUUCAUCAGGUCACGCUCCCUGUGGGCCUACGUGCUGCUGUCCCUUCCCAGCUUUGCCUGCGAAUUUGCACUCGAGAAGGCCGGGCGGCCCUCGUUCGACCGUUCCACUGGAGCCCUGAGGUCUUCGGGCGAGGACCUCUCCGCACCGGGCUUGACAGAGUACAUGUGGGAUGUCGUCUGGGUCACCUGGGCGUGCCAGGUCCUCGUUAUGUUGUUCGGAAACUGGCUGUGGCUGGUAUGGGCCGUCGUUCCCGCCUACGGCGCCUACAAAGGCUACGGCCUUCUAGGGAUGGCGAGAGGACUGGCAGGCAUGCAAGGUGCCCAGCAGGGUGGCCAGCAGGAGGCUGCCCCAGCUGCGAACCGGAAGCAGCGACGUGCUGCGGCCUGA